AUGGUCGACGUUAAGACCGACCUCCAUACGAUGCCACCUGCAACGACGGACCCCUCGUUUACUCCUAGUGAGACUGAUACAAAAAGCAAACGAUUGCUGCGCGGUUUUGAUACGAGCUCUACAGAUACCGGGAAGUUUUACUAUUACCCACCAAGGAAAGGCAACAGAAGACCGUUUAUUGAGGUUCGACUCAAGGAGGCGCUGACAAACCCAAAGAUAACAAGGCGAUUGUACGAAGGGUGGUCGAAGCGUGGAUUUACCUCGGACAAGUUGCUACAGCUUUGGGCCAGAUUCAAACCAGAAAUCUCGACGAAGUUUAUCAGAAGCUCGCGAAAGGUUAUGCAAUGUAUGUCGAGAAGGGUUCUCAACGGCAAAAGCUUUGAACAAGCGAUUACAUAUGUAAGAGCGAUUCGCUAA
Molecule: messenger RNA, 417 nt
Organism: Phytophthora nicotianae INRA-310
Lineage: Eukaryota; Oomycota; Peronosporomycetes; Peronosporales; Peronosporaceae
Exons: 1
Coding region: 1-417 (138 amino acids)
Source: RefSeq, a predicted model, not a curated record